GAUGUCUCGUCCAAAAUACAAUGAUAUAAUGUCUAGAAGCUUUCAAAAGAUUUUAAUAUAGUAUUUUGGACGAAAAACCCUUGAGCAAACUGGAUAUUUCAGACUCUUGCGCUUGUGAUUGCACUGGCGCCAUUUUUGAUCAGGGUCAGAGUGACAGGGCAGGAAACGUUUCGGUCGUCUGACAAGUUUCAGUCAUUGGAAAGUGUUCCGUUGAUUCGUCACGCAGAAAAGGGGACGAGGAGGCUGAAUCUCCGUGGAAAGAUGUGUCUGUCGUGUGGAGACGGCGUGAGACUGAUCCCGCUGCUGUGGAUGCUGACCAUGCCGAUGUACGGGUCGUUCCUGGGCCCCGAGCCCGUCCUGCGCCUGUCAAUCAUGCUGAUGAUCCAUGCAGGGGUCGGAGCAGCUCUGCCACUCGGACUGGCUUUUGUGGCGCCGUACCUGCAGGUGGGAGCUCUGGCUCUGAUCCUCUCGCUGCCCGUGAACCUGCUGCCGUACGCGCUCGUCUGGCUGUACGACAAACUGCUACUGGUGUCGGAGCCGGCGCUGCUGCUGGUGGAGGCGGCGCAGGUGGUGAGACUGGCCAUGGCUGGCAGCGAGCUGGCGCUGGGGGAGAUAGAGGAGCGGCCGGUGCUGAUAAAGAGCCUGAUACUGGGCGUGACUGCUGUCUCCUAUGUCAUCAGCGCUGCGAUCGCUGUGGUUCUGUACAGCCAUGGCAGCUCCGCCUUAAACUG
Molecule: messenger RNA, 731 nt
Organism: Branchiostoma floridae (Florida lancelet)
Lineage: Eukaryota; Metazoa; Chordata; Leptocardii; Amphioxiformes; Branchiostomatidae
Source: RefSeq, a predicted model, not a curated record